AUGUUCUAAGAACUUUCAGAAAAUGCAGAAGAUUAUAAGAAAUUCUAUGAGUAGUUCUCCAAAAAUAUUAAACUGGGUAUUCAUGAAGAUUCUGCUAACAGAACAAAAUUAGCUGAAUUCCUAAGGUUCCACACGUCCAAGAGUGGAGAAGACUAAAUCUCCUUAAAAGAUUAUAUCAGCAAAAUGAAGGAGGGAUAAAAGGAUAUUUAUUUCAUAACAGGGGAAUCUAAGGCUUCUGUAGCAGCUUCACCAUUUGUUGAAAGCUUGAAAAAGAAAGAUUACGAAGUAAUUUAUAUGGUGGAUCCUAUUGACGAGUAUGUUAUUUAAUAGUUGAAAGAAUUCGAUGGAAAGAAGUUGAAGAAUUGCAGCAAGGAAGGGUUAGAAUUAGAUUAAACUGAAGAUGAGAAGAAGAAAUUUGAAGAACUCAAAUCAUAAUUCGAGGGUCUUUGUAAAUUAAUAAAAGAUAUCCUUGGUGAUAAGAUAGAGAAAGUUUAAUUAGGACAAAGAUUGGAAUAAUCUCCUUGUGUUUUAGUGACUGGUGAAUAUGGUUGGUCAGCAAAUAUGGAAAGAAUCAUGAAAGCAUAAGCAUUACGAGAUCCAUCAAUGAGUAGUUACAUGAUGUCUAAGAAGACUUUAGAAAUAAAUGCUUCUCAUCCAAUAAUGACUGAAUUGAAAAAGAAAGCAGAUAAAGACAAGAGUGAUAAAACAGUUAAAGAUCUCAUAUGGUUAUUAUAUGAGACAGCUCUAUUGACAUCAGGAUUUAGUUUAGAUGAUCCAGCUCAUUUUGCCAGCAGAAUUCAUAAGAUGAUUAAAUUGGGAUUGUCAAUUGAUGAUGCAACAAUUGAGGAGGAAGAUGAGAAGUUGCCAAGUCUAGAAAAGAAAAGUGAGACAGCCAAUACUGAAGCUACCAAAUCAAAAAUGGAAGAAGUAGAUUGA
Molecule: messenger RNA, 936 nt
Organism: Paramecium octaurelia
Lineage: Eukaryota; Ciliophora; Oligohymenophorea; Peniculida; Parameciidae
Source: the annotation of a GenBank genome assembly